AUGUUGAUGGAGUUCUUCUCGUCGGUCCCUGCGCACUCGAUAACCACAGCCUCUUUAGCAAAGAGCACCGUUCUGGCUUCAAAAGCGGGUGGCACCGUACGCACCUUCCAUGUAAGGUUCAAACGAUGGAAACGAUGGGCUUUGUCAAAUUACGUCUGCUGUUUUCCUAUUAAUUCCUUUCAAGUCGCAGUUUACUCACAGUGUCUGCUUAAUGAAGCUCCUUCUCUAGCUCCAAUUCUUAGCGCUGUUUACAGCAUUGAUUGGGCGCAGCAGAUGGCUGGUUUAUCAAAAAUGUCCACACACCCUCUGGUUUCUUCGAUGUUUAACGCAUCUCAGAGAAUUUUGGGUAGGCCAAAGGUCAAAAAGUAUCCCGUGACCCACGAGAUGUUACAAGUGUUCGUGAAAUCAAAGAUAACAGAUAAGUCUCCGUCUCUUCCUGAUCUCAGAUCAGUCGCCCUCUGCUUAAUUGCCUGCGAUGUAAAUUUUUUCCCCUCGUGCGUUUCUGUUUCCCUCGAAUCUUCCAAGACAGAUCAAUUCCGAGAUGGGUCGUGGCUUAUUCUCGCAAGGUCAGACCUUCAGACUUCCAAACGACUGCACAUCCUCAAGGUUUUGAAGCGCGUUGGAGUCCCUCCAAUGGAUCUUGUCACCGUCUAUAGCGCUCUGGUUCGCUCUGUUCUAGAGCACUCUUCUGUUGUCCGGGCUACCUGCCUUCCUCGCUUCCUCAUUGAGCAGCUCGAGGCUAUUCAGAAGAGGGCCCUGCGAAUCGUAUAUCCUGACCUCCACUAUUAA
Stylophora pistillata is the source of this 789-nucleotide messenger RNA. RefSeq lists its product as uncharacterized. NCBI's taxonomy places the organism in Eukaryota, Metazoa, Cnidaria, Anthozoa, Scleractinia, Pocilloporidae. The record is from RefSeq and is a predicted model, not a curated record.